AUGCCGCCAACGCCAGCUUCGUCCACCGAAAUCAAAGGCCAGGACCAUGCCAAACAGCUUCCCACAUUACAGAUGACAUUCGAAUUACCUCCUUCGGCAAUGGGAGCAGACCUGGCAGGGUCCAAGACGUCCCCUGUCUCGCCAUCUACCAAAGCCCCCUUCCCUGUCCAGGCCAGCGAGACGGUCAAGUCGCGGAGGCGUUCGUCGGCUGCUGCGCCAAAGGACGCCUUUGCCCUGCCACCGCCGCCUACACGAUCACGCAAGAUCAUCCAGAUGAAGCCUCGCGGUCAGCAGGAGGCGCUGCCCUCGCCUUCGCCCUCCAAGUCGGCUUCGGCUUCGGUUGGUGCGGCCAAGAACACGAGUACUGCCGGCGGUUCCAAAAAGAAGCAGCCUUCGUCGACGAGCGCGGCCGGCAGGAAGAUUGCGAGAAAGACGGCCCACAGCCUCAUAGAACGGCGGCGGCGGUCCAAGAUGAACGAGGAGUUUGCAGUCCUGAAGGGAAUGAUACCCGCCUGCGAGGGCGAGAUGCACAAGCUGGCGAUAUUACAAGCAUCGAUCGAGUACGUGCGAUAUCUCGAGGACUGCAUCUCCCAACUGAAGUCGCAACACGGCGGCGGCGGCGAGGCCGGCAGCAUGCGAACACCAACCGAGUUCACGCUCUCUCGCAGCACGAACGAUGAUGGCGAUAUAUACGGCGACGAAGGUGACGAACAGCAGGCGGCCGAAGAAGAAGAAGAAGAAGCGCCCGAAGACGUCGAAAUGACAGGGUCCGAGGAGGCUGCCUCGCCGACGUUCACGUCGUCCCACGCCGCGCGCUCCAGCCAGUCUUCCUCUUCCAUCUCGCCGGCGUUGGUGGCGCAGGAUGCGCGGGGCCGGCAUCACUCGUACUCGUCGGUGGUGUCGACUGGCGACUAUCGCCAUUACAGUUUCAGCGCAGCCACUUCGCCCGCCUUUAGACCCCAGGCACAUCCAUAUCCAUAUCCGCUUGGCACUGCUGCUGCUACUGCUGCCGCCGCUGGGGUGGCUUCUCAGUCGGCGCUCACUAGUCCGGCUCUGAGGCCCCAGCAGGAGUCGGACCACGAGGCUUCGGCUGCGCUGUUGAUGCUGGGUGCGGCGGACCGCAGAGGGAAAACGACGAUUACUACCGGCGGGAGUGCGUCGUCGGGCAGGGGGAUGAGUGUGCGGGAUCUGCUUAGCUCGUGA
Molecule: messenger RNA, 1203 nt
Organism: Anthostomella pinea
Lineage: Eukaryota; Fungi; Ascomycota; Sordariomycetes; Xylariales; Xylariaceae
Source: the annotation of a GenBank genome assembly